Molecule: messenger RNA, 2566 nt
Organism: Siniperca chuatsi (mandarin fish)
Lineage: Eukaryota; Metazoa; Chordata; Actinopteri; Centrarchiformes; Sinipercidae
Product: E3 ubiquitin/ISG15 ligase TRIM25-like
Exons: 10
Coding region: 633-2060 (475 amino acids)
Molecular function (GO): zinc ion binding
Source: RefSeq, a predicted model, not a curated record
UUGGGUGAUGUAAACAGGAAGUGUAAUGUUGCCAUGGAGUUAGAAGUUAGAUCUGGGCUACAUGAAGAGAUGCAUUAAUUUACACAGUAGCUAUGUAAUACAUCAAUUAUAAUACCUGUGCCGCGUUUUAUUAUUUUUACCUCAUAUCUACAUUUUGGUGAAUCUACGUCAUGGAAAGUCAUGCUAAAUGAGCUAUUAGCAGGUCCUGUUUGCCUUGUAACCAUGGAUAUAGCUAACUAAUAGAUAACGAUCACGGGAUUAACUACUUAUAGUUAUGCUGAGGCAAGACCUGUUGUUAUAAGGAGCGUCUUUUUAUCUGACUUCUGAGCGGAUUUGUGAACGUUUAAUCUCGCUGGACACGGGAGAAACGGAAAGAAAGCGUUAACCCAGACGUCCUCUGUGGGAAAAGGACUACAGAGGUCGGUGACCUGAACAAAUUCUCAAACUAGCUACAACCAAGGUCAGCCUCGGAGGAGAGGCCACGUUACUCUCGAUCCGCUUCCUCUUAGGCCACGCCCCACCAGGAAGAACAAAUAUAAACUCAGCAGUGCUUUCACUUUCAGCAAUGUGUGUACAGAAGACAAGCGAUACUGAGGUCUUUACUUAGCUUUAACUUUAAAGAGGGCUCAAGAAUGGAAGAAACUGAGAAAACAAAGCUUGAGGAGAUGCUGACGUGCCCAGUGUGCCGGGACAUCUUUAAGGAUCCUCGGCAGCUGCCCUGUGGACACAGCAUGUGUAUGGGCUGUCUGGAAAACAUGAUGGAUCACUCUUUAGACACACCCUUCCCUUGCCCAGUCUGUAGGGAAUAUUUUGGACAGAUCAUUAGGAUACAGAAGAGCUACGCACUGGCCAGCAUCGCAGAGGACUUCAAGGUGAACAAGAGGAGGAAGCAGGACGAGCUGACAAAAAGUGUGUACUGCGACUUUUGCCCGGAGAAAAAAACUCUGGCCUUUAAAACUUGUCUGAAGUGUGAGGUGUUGCUGUGCAAAGAGCACGCCAAGGACCACCUGGAGCUGCCAGUGUUCACGGGACACCCCUUGGUCAGGCCUCUGAGCGACCUCCUGGAGAGGCGAUGCCCGCAGCACGAUGAUGAGGUGCUGAGGUACUACUGCAACACGUCCAGACGCUACAUCUGCAACGUGUGCGCCCUGGAGAGCAAGCGGGACAACCUGGCCACUGAGGCCUCGAACGUCCUGCGGAGACAGCUCACUGAGUACAUGGACCAGCACUUCAAAAUACUCACGAAGCAAAUUAAGGAAUCCAAUGAGUCCGUAAAAAAACUGCAAGAAGACCUCCAACGUGAAAAACACAAAGUCAACCCUUCCCUCAACAGUGUCACAGUGGUGCUGCUCUGUCUGUGGUUCAUUGUUCUGUAUUAUGCCUACAACUACUCUGUGGAGAACCAGACGUUAACAGACGCGCUGGACAAGCAGCAGCACAGCAUGCAUCACAUUUAUUCCACCAUUGCAGAACUCUUGGUUGAUCAUCCAAUGAAGAGCCACAUACCUCCAGAGAGAGAAGAUCGAGGAUGUCUUAUGUUGGAUCGGGGCACAGCCAGUCCUUUCCUUGGAGUCUCCGCAGACCUCCAAACAGUAGAGCGAGUGAAAACCAAGCUGGACUAUCCCAACAGUAACAGCCGCUUCGAUAAAGCCCCACAGGUCCUCUCCGCGCAGUGCUUCUCCACUGGUACCCACAGCUGGAUGGUGGAGGCUGAGGGAUACUGGGACAUCGCCGUGUCCUACAAGAGCAUCCAACGUAAGAGCAAGUUCAGCAGCGCCUUCGGAAACAACGUAGAGUCCUGGAGCCUUACCCACAAUGGCAAAGGCAAGCUGUCUGCCUACCAUAAUAAAAGAAAAACUGUUCUCUCUGGAACAUUGCACAGCGGCCGAAUAGCAGUGAUAGUUAAUUUUAAGAACGGCAGCAUCACAUUCGGUGCUGUGGAGUCUACGUUCACACGCCUGCAUGCGUUCAAAGCUAAACUGACGCAGCCAGUGUGCCUGGGUUUGGGGCUUUACCAUGUGAAUCCACCCAGUAGAGCAUCUAUUGUCAAAGCUUUGUGAAUAAUCCUACAAACUGUCACAAUAUUCAGCCAACACUGGAUCCACACUGACUUAAAUCCAGCUGUAAUCAAGGAGAACUAAGGGUGACUUGUACUAAAAGUGGAGACCUGACUAAGCCAAAGCCAAAAAAAAUAGAACAUUUGCCUCAAUAAUAUAUUUUAAUAUAGCAAGGUGUUUUAAGGUAUGUGUGAUUAACUGAUUGAUGCUUUUAUUGUGGAUCUUUUAUUUCAGUAUAAAUGUACCUGCAAUGUACAGUAUUUUAUACGCAAUGUUUAUAAGGAUGGGCUCUCUGAUUGGCUUUUUGUAAUAGAAUGUGACAAAGGGCUAUGAUAUACUGUAAGACUAGAAAAGGUUUUAUUACAUCUCUCUGUUGGGGGCCUUUUAACUGAUGAAAUCAGUCUUACCACACCAAAAACAAAGAUAUUAACUCAAUAUUUAAAAAACUAUCCUUGUAAUAUAUUUCAAAAGAACAAAGAUACAAAUGUAUAUUAUAUACAUACAACUUU